GCCUCCGCCUUUUGUAUUUCGUUUCGGUGCAAUGUUGGGUCCUUCGGCUUCUGCCUCAGUCUGAAGUGAAGGCAGGGAGGGGAGGAUCCUGGCUGCGGGAGGGGCGCUGGGAACCUGUUGGAGCCCGCAGCUGAGCCUCUUCCCCGGAUCUCAUCCCAGCCUGGUUUUACAGGUGUGGGGAAGGCACCCGAAAAAAGCCACGACUCUCGCCGGGGAACGGAGGGAAGAAGGAGCCUUUAAAAGAAGAAGAACUUGGGGAAAAGUUUGGUUUGGGGGUGGGGGAAGAAAUUAUUCACUCUUGGGAAAGUUUGUGGCUCUCUUGCUGGGCUGUGGAAUUGCCGAGGAAGAUGGGGCGGCUCUGAGACUGAAGGACCCCCCCGCAUCGCUGUAGCUGAGUGCGAAGUUGCCUGUUUUCUGUUGCUUUUCCUCCUCGGAAGAGGUGGGAUGUGUCCGUGUGGGGGUGCUCUCGGGGAGAAGAGGAACCACAAACUUUGCCUGUUGACUUUGCUCCCCUUUGGCGAGGGCUGGACCAGGACUGCUCAGAAAUGGUAAGGGGGGGUCGUUUGCAACCUGUCUCUUGAUUCCGCCGACUGCCGCUGUUCCUGGCUCUUCUUUUCCUUCACAUUGGCACCGAUUGGAUUGAAGAUUUUUUUUAUUUUUAAAGCCAUGGGAUCCCUUCACUUCUCCUGCAGGAAAACCGCCUGCAGAGUUUGAGAACCAGGGACUUUGCUGGUGCAGAGAGAAUGCACGAGAACAAGGCGAAGGGAGAAAGUUAUCGGUGAAUUCUGCCCCUCACCUUCACAGGACUUUCAUCCACCGCUGGAUUAUUUAAAACAAAAAUCCCCACAGCCCCACCUACACCCACAGAAUCAGAUCAUCCUGAAGCCUGGCAAUACUUUUGUUUUCAAAAGAUCCGAUUGCAACAGACUUUGCAACAAGGGGCGACUGCACACAGGAACUGCACACGCUGCCUAGCAAUGCUUGCAAAAGGGGAUCCGCUGCUCUGAAUGAAUCAGGAGUGUUUAGUUGCAUCAAGAGAAAGGGCAGCCAGAGGCUCUGGGAAUAAAUGAACCGGUUGCAUUCUUGGUAAAGCGAAGCCUUGCAGAUAAAUCGGAAGGUGGGGUGGGGAGGAGAGAGAGAAAAGAAGAAAGAAAGGACGAUAAAAUACGAUGGUGCAUUUGGAGGUGGCCGUGCUGCUGGUAGCCCUGGUCGGGGUUUGUGUCUGGACUGAUGAUACUGGGAAAGUUAUCUCGGAUCGUUAUGCUGUUUAUUGGAACAAGAGCAACCCCAGGUUCCAUCGGGGGGACUACACGGUGGAAGUGAGCAUCAACGACUACCUGGAUAUCUACUGCCCUCACUAUGAGGACCCGUUCCCGGUGGACAGGAUGGAGCGGUAUAUCCUGUACAUGGUCAAUUAUGAGGGUCAUGCUUCCUGUGACCACCGGCAGAAAGGCUUCAAGCGCUGGGAGUGCAACAGGCCCGACUCCCCCAACGGGCCCCUGAAGUUCUCAGAGAAGUUCCAGCUCUUCACUCCCUUCUCUCUAGGAUUUGAGUUCAGACCAGGGCACGAGUAUUACUACAUCUCUGCUUCUCCCCCUAACAUGGUGGACAGGCCCUGCUUAAAGCUGAAGGUUUACGUUCGACCAACGAAUGACUCCCUGUACGAAUCUCCGGAACCUAUUUUCACCAGCAAUAAUUCCUGCUGCAGCCUCAGGGUCCCGCACCUCAUCCUCGUGGUGCCAGUGUUUUGGACUGUUCUCACUUCCUAGCCCCGAGAGGAGAAAACGAAGGAAGAGGGGAGCUGUUUGGCAAGGGAAAGGAGGAGAGAGACGGACACAUGCAGGAGAAGAGACAUGUUCUGUCUGCCUCCGGGGAGAAGGAACCCUCUCGAGCCAGCCUUUUGCUUUGUUUUUCAAAAAGUUUUCUCUUUCACAAUAACCUUUGAACUGCAACUCCUGAGCCGGGAGUUGGGGUUGGGCAGGGGACACGAGGAAGGAUUUUUUCCCUAUCCAGGCCUUACUCCCAGCUUGGAGCAUUUCUGUUCCUGGCGUGGAUUCGCUUGGAAGAAGCCUGCAAAAUUUCUACCGAUGUACAAAAUAUAACACCCCUGCCCCGCGCCUCGGCAGUCUGGUUUGGAGGUGGGGGCGGAGAAUGACAAAAUAACAGUGGAAAAGAGCAGCGUGGGAUUGGCGCUGCUUUCCUGCUUCCGGGACAGCGCCCUUUUCAUGGUGCUGGGCUCAGCUCGCUUUGACCCUCCUUGUAGGAUUUUGCUUUUGAAAUUUCUAGACCAAAUAUUAGAAUCCUUUUAUUAUUAUAUUUUUUGUGUGCUUUUCUUGCACUCCUUGAGACUUAGCCACAAAACGAGACCCCCUCUCCCCCGUCCGUGGUUCAUAAAUCUCCGUGAGCAGCAUUCCCCUUCCAAGCCGUCAAGGGAAUGCAGGAUCAGGGGCUAGCUUGGGCUUUCCUUCCCGGGUUUUCCACGACGCUCAGGCCGAUUCAGUCCCAGGCUCCAAGCAGGGGAGUUGGUGGCUAGCGAACAAACAAGGUGCCCGGACUCUGGGACGUGCCGGAUCCGGGCUGAGAAUGACAGUACUCACAGCUGUUUCCCAAACUAGCCCAGAUGUUUGCCAUUACUGGUACCACUGGACUCAGCACCACCUGGGCAGAGCGGUGCUAACACCUUAAUGCUCCUUUCAGGGCCUGUGUUUUGGAGGCAGGGGGCCAGAUGGAAACAGGCCAUCAGAGGCUUUUUGGAGGAGCACUGACCUGGCUUGGUUGUCAGAACCGUGUGGGACGACUGUACCAUUUUCAUGGAUAUGUGGGUGGUUUCUUUGGGUGGGGGGAGGGUUGGUUUUCUUGGGGAAGGGAUGGGCAGGUAUACAAAUAAGCCAGCCAAAUGUAAUUGACCCUGCAAUUGACGUCCUUGGAGAAGCCAGGAGCAACGCCUGCGGAAGGGUUCCUGGGCCCAGCAAAGGCACUGGGAGAAUGUGUGGGGAGAGGCCUUUGCCACUGAGGUCACCACAAGCAGGAUCAAAAAUCUAGUUUGGGAAAGUUGAGCAGGAAGGCUGGAGGGGAAGGGGGUUUAAUGUCAGGAAUGUCACUGCUCUGCUGGCACGUGACAGCCGAGCGAUUAGUGUAGGGGCCGGGGCUGGACUUUAGAAGGGGCUCUGGCUGGUUACCACCUCCCCAUGGAGCAAAGGGGACUUAAGUGGGCAGGGGAUGCAGAGGGAGCCUUCGGAGGGCAGCUGGGUUGAACUCCCUCCUGGGCAGAGCCCUUCCAUGGACCACGCGAGCCACUAAACUAGGCUGCGCGCAGGUGAAAUUCACCCUCUUGGGUUCCCAAAGCUAAAAAUUCCGCCAGUUGAAAUCAGCAUCGCUCUACGGACUUACAUCUGUUUACGCCAGCUGGGGAUCCGGCCCCAAAUCUUUGCCUAGCACCUUUCUCCUCUCUCAUAGCCAACCCCGUCCUUUUUUAAUGAGCUCCCAGCGCUGACAGCAACCAUCCCCUCCUUACUUCCCCCCAGUCCCUUUGAGAAAGCAGUGCCCCUGCCUAUGUAACCCUGCUGAUCCCAGCACGGAUCCGCGUCAUCAGCCCUGCCAUUCCAAUUCCCUCUCCUGUGGCCACUGCUUCCAGACACGUGGAGCAGAGCAGCCCCGUCUGUCUUGUCCUUACCACCGCCCCGUGCAGCUCAGUGAUCUCCGGCUGUAUUACAGAUGCAAGCGAGGUCCUAAUCAGCCUGCGACAGCAGGAGAGAGAUUGAAACUGACCUGAGGGGGUGGAUCUCUAUGAAGUUUUCCCUGGGCAUCCUUCCUUCCCUUUAUGAGUCUCCUUCGAUCCUGCACAUCCCGAUGGCUUGUUCCCCCGUUGCGCUGUUACUGGCUUGGAGUAACUGUUGGCUUGGCUUUCUUUGCUUCCUUCUCCACUUUAAAAUAAAGCCGCCGAUUGGCCCCACACUUCGGAAUUCAGAUGAUUAAACGGGGCCCAUUUCGCAAAAUUCAGAUCCCCAUCCAGGCCUGGAUCUCAACCCCUCCUGUCCUUGCAUCCGGGGACAGUCUGCAUCUAGUGUUUUGGCACAAACCCAUCUCCAAAUAAAACCCCACUUCCUGAUUUCUGCCCCUUCUCCUCUGCUCCAACCCCCAUUGGAGGAUUUUGGUGAUAAAAGGAAGUUACAUUCCAGGGAAAAAGAACUAAGAACAAGGGACAAGCAAAGGGACGUGGAAAAGGUGGUGGCGGUGGUGGGGGAAAAGCGAGUGGCUGAUUCUUCUUUGCACGUACCUGUGCCCAUUAAAGAGGAGUCCAGCAAGGUGCUGGCAGAAUGCUAGUCUCUCUCCAAGGGAUGCAAUGGAUGUAUUUGGGGUGGGGGAAAGAGUCUGGCUGGGGUGGAGGGGCCGGGGGUGAGAUUUGCAUCACCUUGUAAAGCAGGAGCCCUGUCUGCGGGCGCCUCCAUUGCUGCCCGGCUCCCCCCGCUGUGAGGGCAGAACUUGAGUUGUCUCCUCGCUCCUGGAAAUAAAGCAUAGCUUUAAAAUCACAAUCCUAAUAAUAGUACAAAAAACCGGUCUUUCUGCAGAUGCCUUUUUCAAACGCGCACAGAAACCAUCAGUUUCUACAGCAUCUGUCCGUGAGCCCCAGGGAGCUAACCGGCCCUGGUCCUUCUGUAAAUAUAGCCAGCAGGCGUUAUACUGUGACAGGGGUUGGGGGGGUUUUUUAAUGUAUCGUUGAGAAUGAAUUUUAUGGAAGGUUUUAUGUUAAUUUUAUUUUGUUUUUAUUUUUUAGACUAGGAAGCUAAAAACUCACAAUAAGAUCAUCUCGUUUAUCAACAAUUCCCGCUCUGCUUCCCCUCCCUCCCCAGCCCCCCAUGGGAUCUAGACUGGGGAACGUUUUCUUAAAGGCAGAGGAAAGCACCACUUUUAUACAAGCGUCACCCUCCUCCCUGCCCGGGGGGGGGGGGCAGACUUUGCUUCCUUGGCUCAACUCGAGUCGCCUUGCUCCAGGAGUGGGCCAAUGGAGUAAAGAGGGAAGGGAGGCUGGCCUGGCACCCUUUGGACCGGAUUCAGCAAGGGACGGAAACACGAGUGAUCCUGGAGGUCAAUGGAACAACUCUUGUGCCCGUGUUUAAAUAAUUGGCUGACUCAGCGGGGAUUUUCAAAGGAGCCUGAAGGAUUGUAAGUGCCCAUGGAAAGUCAGUGCCUCCUUUGAAAAUUCCAGCGUCAGUCCCCCAGCUGGUAAUAAUACUUCCUUUGUCUGUCUUCUCUGGUGGGGCUCGAUCCUGGACAGACAGGCUCACCCAGAGCCCGCUUCCAGGACAAGGGGCUUAGACCGUAAACUCGUGGGGGCAGGGACUGUGAAUGUACAAUGUCUAACCCAAAAAAGCCCCCAUCUUGGUUGGCUCCCGUAAUAUAAAUCAUCUCGGUAUCGCAGGCGGUGGAGCAGUGGUGAAAUCGGGCCUUUGGUCUGUGGUAUAUAUGUUAUAUAUAUAUAGUACAGUGACAGAAAGAGGAAAGAGAAAGCAAAUAAGGAAGCAGCAUUUA
Messenger RNA from Gopherus evgoodei (Goodes thornscrub tortoise), 5529 nucleotides. RefSeq names its product ephrin A2 (gene EFNA2). The record is from RefSeq and is a predicted model, not a curated record. Gene Ontology annotation, molecular function: ephrin receptor binding. Gene Ontology annotation, cellular component: plasma membrane. NCBI's taxonomy places the organism in Eukaryota, Metazoa, Chordata, Testudines, Testudinidae. The transcript has 4 exons. The coding region runs from base 1170 to 1769 and encodes 199 amino acids. Gene Ontology annotation, biological process: osteoclast differentiation; axon guidance; ephrin receptor signaling pathway.